Polyodon spathula (Mississippi paddlefish) is the source of this 3505-nucleotide messenger RNA. RefSeq names its product peter pan homolog (gene ppan). Gene Ontology annotation, biological process: ribosomal large subunit assembly; rRNA processing. NCBI's taxonomy places the organism in Eukaryota, Metazoa, Chordata, Actinopteri, Acipenseriformes, Polyodontidae. The coding region runs from base 176 to 1687 and encodes 503 amino acids. Gene Ontology annotation, molecular function: rRNA binding. The record is from RefSeq and is a predicted model, not a curated record. Gene Ontology annotation, cellular component: preribosome, large subunit precursor. The transcript has 12 exons.
GAAGAUUGAGUGUGCGGCACGGCGGAAGCACAUGGCAGAAGUGGACCAUGUGAAGAGAGGAGGCUGGUUUCACUGGGAGAACAGCGUUUGUGUUUAAAAAUAAAUAAAAAAUACACGUGUAGUGAUUACAGUUAUCAAUUUAUAAUAGCAGUGAGGGAAGCCACACUCAGGCGACAUGGGCAAAAGCAAAACUAAGAACCAGAAGAAGUCCCGGGCCAACGCCAUUCACUUGGCCCAGGAAGAUUUCGGGACUGUCCCACACUCGUUCGUCUUUCACCGGGGGCAGAUUGGUAAAAAUGUGAGCCAGCUGAUCAUGGACAUGAGGAGAGUCAUGGAGCCUUACACCGCAGAAUCUCUCAAGGUGCGCAAGAAGAACGUGCUGAAAGAUUUUGCCGCCAUAGCUGGGCCACUGGGAGUGACUCACUUCUUGAUCUUUACGAAAACAGAGACCAGUGUUAACUUGAGGCUUGCCCGUUUGCCGAGAGGACCCACGCUGUAUUUUAAAGUUGAGCAGUACUCGUUAAUCAAAGACGUGGUUUCUUCGCUGAAGAGGCACAGGAUGCACGAUCAGCAGUUCACUCAUCACCCUUUGCUGGUGCUGAAUAACUUCGGCGUGCCUGGGAUGCAUGUGAAGCUGAUGGCCACCAUGUUCCAGAACAUGUUCCCGUCCAUCAAUGUGCACAAGGUGAGCCUGAAUGCCAUUAAGAGGUGUGUCAUGGUUAACUAUAACCCAGAGACCCAGCUGGUUGACUUCAGGCAUUAUAGCUUGAAGGUAGUCCCGGUGGGGAUGAGCAAAGGAAUCAAGAAGCUGCUUCAGGAAAAGUUUCCCAACAUGAGCAAGUUUGAGGACAUCAGCGAACUGCUCAUGAAGGGUGCGAACCUGUCUGAGAGCGAGGCAGAGCAGGACGGAGAUCACAACACCACAGAGCUGCCGCAGGUCUACGCUGGCCGAGGGAACAUGAAGGCACAGCAGAGUGCAGUGCGGCUCAUAGAGAUCGGCCCGCGUAUGACUCUACAGCUGAUUAAAAUAGACGAAGGCAUGUGUGAAGGGAAUGUGCUUUAUCAUGCUGUCAUUGAGAAGACGGAGGCACAGAUUCAGGAGAUACUGGAGAGGAAGCAGAAGAAGCUGAAACUGAAAGCCGAAAGGAAGCUGAACCAGGAACGGAACGUCGCGCUCAAGAAAGAGCAGCGAGACGAGAACAAAAAGAGGAGCCUGGAGGGAAUUAAGAAGCAGCUACCUCCAAAGGCAGGAGAGGAAGGGGACAGCGACGCAGAGGAUCCUGGGAAGGGGGAGGACCAGGCAGCAGCUGACCAUUCGGAGGACGACGAAGUAGAGUAUUACAGACAGGCUGUCGGGCAGGAGCCAGACGAAGAUAUGUUCCCUGCGUCCAAACGAAAGAAAGGUCCGGGAAAGUCUCCCCAUCCUUUUAAGAAACGGAAGCACUCCUCUGAAAGAGGGGGCAGGGUGGAUCGGGGCCCCCCGCGGGACAGGACCCCCGGAAAGUCGGGAGAUCGGCCCAGCGUGAAGGACAGAAAAUUCGGAGGAAAGAAAGAGCGGACGAUCGGACCCAAAUUCAAGGUGCAGAAGGGAAAACCCCGACCUGGGUUCAAAGGAAAACCCCAGUCCAACGGGAAGCCCAACGCAAGCAGAGGUUUCAAACAGAAGAGAGGCAAAGGGAGGCAGUAAAUCUGUAUUGCUGUCCCUGUGUGUGCCAAAUACAGUUCUGAUGACUUAUUUGUUUAGCUGACUCUUCUAUCCAAAGCGACUUGGAGACUAGGAGGUGGGCUGUGCAUCACAGCUGCUGCUGCUGCAGAGUCUCUUCUAAUAGGACCUCGUUUGUUCUGCGUCUCACCCGAAGGACGGAGCACAAGGAGGUGAAGUGAUUUACUCAGGCUUGCACACACACACAGCGAGUCACUGGCUGAGCCAGGAUGAAUUCCGGGAAUCUGGUAACAAGCCCCUUUUAUAUUUAACCACUGGACCUCCAUGCCUCCAGCCGGACUCUCUACGUUUUGCAUUACGCAAAGCCUCUGCGGUUCAUCUGACAUUUUAAGUCAUAAACCUGUCCUGUUUCCGUGCGUCUUGGCUUUACCUGCGGUGGGAACACACAGGGUCUCUCUUGUGUGGCUCAGAUGGAAGCAGCUGUCUGUGCUUUUUGCAUAAAAUCUGAUAAGGCCAGUGCAGCGAAGAUUGCAUUCAAAUGAACAUUUUGAGCCUGCAGUUAUUCUAAAUUGUAUUGGUCAAAACAGAGGAGCACGGUUUAAUAUCUGCAUAAAGGGAACCCCGCCAUGCCCAGUAGAUCCAAAAGAGGAGAUUAUGGGUCAGGAGUGGCUGGAUUUCUGUUUGAGUGAACUGGGUACUGCACUAAGCUCUUGCACAACAGGUAUGCAAGCAAGACCCCUAUUGCGUAACGGUUUGAUCCGUUCCUGGUUUUACCGUGGGUUUAAGACGACACACCUGAAUUUGUUACACGGUGGCUAUUCUAACCUGGAAUGGGUGAAACGGCUCUGCAGGAGGAGUCUUGUUUCCAAGAGCUGUCUAGUUUGCAUGAUCCAGCAGGACGUCAUGCAAAAAAUCUAGAAAUGCAUGCGGCUUGUUCAUGUUGAUAAAAUCAGUCGGUUUAUCAUAAUGUUUAUCAUGCCUGCACUCUGUUUAAUUGCCGUGCGGGGGUUUACUUUUGUGUUUUAAACAUUUCUAAAUGGUGUGCGCUCCCCCCUUCUCCCUUCCACCUAUAAAUGCAAGCAAUUGCCUUGUAUUUAAAAAAAGUGUCAUGUUCUAAAACUGAUUUGUAAAUGUGCCCUAGAUUUACUUAAUUUCAGAUUUUUUAUUUUUAUUAACUGGAAGUGAGAUAUUAUUAGUUUAAAACAAUUAAAUGGCUUUUUUAAUCAAUCUAUUUGAUUUCCCAGUACCAGUUUAAACGCAGUGUCAGUGUGCACUUUGCAGCGCGCUGCGGUUCAAAGUUAUGCGUUUGCAAAGUCUUUUUAACUUUGAAUUUCAGGUACAUCAUUCUUUGAUUCGAUUAAUUCACCGUCUUUUCAUAUCAACAGUGAAUUGUCGAUUUUUCUGAAGUCAGGUAGUGCAAUAGAGGGAAUACUGUGCAGAUUAUGUAUAAUGAGAGAGGUAGAUCCUGCUGUGGGUUUAUGGAGUUGUUUGCAAUAGGUUCCACCAACACUGAUCAGAGUUGGUUUCAAUUCCUGUUUAUCAAUUCCAUCAAUUUUAAAAUCAAUUUCCAGUUCCCUGUUAAUCGAUUUCAGCAGCAGUGGAGCGUGGCAGCAUUAUUCUGUUAAAACGAGCUUCUCAAAGUGGAAACAAGUUGCUUAAAUUGAAGUCGCUAUUUUGUCAGGAGAGUAAGUUGGCUUCAAAUAAAAACAAUCCCAUUAAUUACUGUAUUAAAAUCAGUUCUGAUUCCUUUGAAAGCAUUGGAAUUGAAUAAACAGGGAUUGACCCGACACUCCACACUAACAAAUAACAAGAUGCUGAACCCAUAUUAAAAUUGUGAUUCGA